Molecule: messenger RNA, 3245 nt
Organism: Alosa sapidissima (American shad)
Lineage: Eukaryota; Metazoa; Chordata; Actinopteri; Clupeiformes; Clupeidae
Product: adhesion G-protein coupled receptor G7-like
Exons: 17
Coding region: 57-2324 (755 amino acids)
Biological process (GO): cell surface receptor signaling pathway; G protein-coupled receptor signaling pathway
Cellular component (GO): membrane
Molecular function (GO): G protein-coupled receptor activity
Source: RefSeq, a predicted model, not a curated record
GGACAUUCUUGUAUGAAAAAGAUAGUGAUGGUCUAGCUGUGAAGGCACCUGUGAAAAUGCAGAGUUUCCCCUUCAUACCCGUGCUGUUGUCAGAAACCACAUCUAUUACACACACUCCUACUACAACUACUCCCACCACCACGCCACCAAUCCAACCCCCAUUGGUGUGCCUCAAUGAUGGUCUGCUGCAAAAUGGAGUCUGCAUCUGCCCAGAUGAGUGGACUGGUGUCGCCUGCUCUAUUGCAAACUUCUGUAAUAAGACUAUUUUGGAAGGCUUUGAGUUCCAACAAACUGUAAUUGGUUGGCCUGCCUACUCCUCAGAGACGUGUCCAUCAAAUACAACCAAUGCUGGUAUUUCCAUAGCUUCAACUAGAUGCUUGGACAAGGGUGGACUGCCAGCAUUUGACCGCAUUCAGAAAAUUGAAUGCCAAAUAACCCUUGAAAAUAUCCAAGUCAAUGUGACUGGUUCUUUGGAUGCAGUGGAAACAGAGAAGCUAGCAAGCAGUACACAGAUCCUGACCUCCAGGCCAGAACGGCUGACGGCCUCAAACAUUACGUCUGCAGCACAAAUUGUAAACACCAUCCUGUCCAACAGUGUCAACAUAACAGAGGGGACAGCUGUGGCUGCUGUGACAACAAUUAGUCAGUUACUAACUGCUGAUCCUAAAAAAUUUCCUAAACAAAGCAAUGCCACUGUAAGGCUAACACAAAACCUGGAAAAAUUUUCAGCAAAUCCAAAUAAUAAUUUCUCAUUGGUGGUUCAGCCCAGACUAGUAGUUCAGACUACUCGGGUGCAAAGUGCCCAGACAGCAGGCAUUCAGUUCAGUGCACUCUCAGGCACAUCAAAUAACUUCACAACUAACAGAAUACAACUCAAGACCAACAUGUCAGAAAUGUCAGAUACUGAAAUUCCCUCUGAUGUCCAGAUUUUCAUCAGACUUCCAGAUCAGUUACAUAAGAAUUCAAACAUCAACGUUGGUUUUGUGCUCUAUGAGAAUGACCUCCUCUUCAGGUCAAGAGCCUUUCAGCCUUCACUUAACUCCAGAAGGAUGGUGAUCUCUGGAACUUUAGGGUAUUUUAAAGCCGAACAUGUGACCUUGCGGUUCCUACCCAUGAAUGUGUCCAAUAAGUCCCUGCAUGACUUUGCCUGUGUGUUCUGGGACUACAGCCUAAAUGACUGGAGCACUGUAGGAUGCUCCAAAGCCAACCUCUCGACGGGCUCUCUCCAGUGUACCUGUAACCACACCACUAACUUUGCUGUUCUGAUGUCUUUUAGGGAGGACCAUAAAUAUGCUGAGACACUGAGUGUGAUCAGUAUGGUGGGGUGCUCUUUGUCAAUACUGGGGCUGAUAUUAACUGUGAUUUUCCAGAUUAUUACCAGGAAGUCCAGGAAGAGCGCUCCCACAAUCCUCCUGGUUAACAUCUGUGUGUGCAUGACCAUGUUCUACUUCCUCUUCCUGUUUGGAAUUGAGAACCCCAACAGCAGCUUGAAGAGGGACUCCAGUGUGUCAGAGAAAAACGUCAUCCCGCCCUCUGACCUCCAUCAGGAUCCUGACAGAGGGCCCUGCACUGCCCUCACAGCCCUGAUGCAGUACUUCCUGUUAGCCACAUUCACCUGGAACACCCUCUACGCAGUGCACAUAUUCUUUCUCAUAAAAAAAACCCUAUCACGCCCACCAAGCAGAGUCCUCCUGGUUUCCUUAGUAACAGGAUGGGGACUUCCUGCUGUUGUGGUUGCAAUCUCAUUGGGAGUGGCCUACAGGGUGGAUAAUCCUUUGGGCUAUAGACGGGAAGAGUUCUGUUGGCUUGAGGCUCUGAAUCAAGAUGGGAAGUUUGACUUUGGAAAGCCAAUGUUUUGGGGCUUUUUGCUUCCAGUAGCUGUAAUGCUACUUUUGAAUACAGCAGUGCUGAUAUACUUCGGAUUUGCAACAUGCAAGAAGGAUCCCCUGUUAAACAGCACUGCAAACACUUCAAUGAAGAAGACGUUCCUGAGCAGCUUCUCUCUGGGGGUUCUGCUGGGCCUUACUUGGGUUCUGGGCUAUCUGGUUCUCUCUACAGAGGGCACCACAAGUUACGUCUUCAGCAUCUUAUUCUGUGUGUGCAAUACCACCCAGGGAUUACAGAUAUUCAUUUUAUUCACGGUGAGGACAGCCUCCUUCAGGAAAACAUUCCGCUCUGUCACAAGCUCCAUGUCUCUUCCUGAGAUGGCACUUCACAGAGAGAAGUACACUCUGUGGAAAAAGAGUGGUUCACAGGAGUUGUCAAGGAGUACAGAUGCAGACCAGUCUGUAGGGACUUUCUUACAGGCCGAUACAUACGUCUAAUCCUUGUGCAUCUAUGAAGAGAGUGGAAGAUUUGGACACCACCUUAAGAAAAUAAGACUCAGUCUGAUGACAGAUAGUGAUUUUAAGAGUUUAAAGGCAUCCUAUGCUUGUUUUUUUUACCUUAAUAACAGCUUUGUCAUUUUGAUGGCAAACUAACUUGUAAUAGGGAGAAUGGCACGCCUAGCCAGCCUGGCAACUUCUCUCUCCCCCGACCUGGAGAAUCACAAAUGGCUUUACGGCAAUUGUGCAGUACUAUUUGUAUGACAUCUUGUAAUAUUACCAUGACGCUUCACAGAUUAUCUUUGCCAGUUUGUAAAUAAAUCCACAUGUUUCAAGGUGAAGGGUAUAAGGGGUAUUUACAACAGUAACAACUGCAUCGGACACCUUUAAGAAGGCAUUGUAAAUGCUCUUGAAGUUUGUAUUUUUUGUUUCCAUUGCCAUCAUCAUGACUUUGGUUGUAGGGAUACAGAAGAGAAAUAUUGUGCAUGAGCUGUAAAUGCCUUGUGACACUAUAGGAUUGACAUGUUGGUAAAGUUAGCUGGGUGUUAAGUAAAGUUUGUUGUUAGGAUUACUUAUUCUACAACUAUUCCAGUUAUAUUAAAGCAACAGAAUGCAGAUCUUUCAAACUCAUUUUGGUGUUUCAAAGACUUACAAUAAGGAAAUGUUGUUGAUCGGGACACUUUUAGUCAGUUUUCGACAAACUGGGUACCGUCUUAGUGCUAAUCAGCAUUAAAUAUUGAUGCCAAGGGGCAUAGAUAUCAAUUAUUCUAUGGUGUUGCAUUAAGACAGUAUACAUUUAAAGAUCAUUUUGUAUCACCUUAGAUUAAGACCAACUAGUGGCUUAUUUAGGAAUUAUCAUGAAUAAAUGACCUGUUAUUCAAUGAAAAUAAGAAAUCGUUGAAUAAAGACCUAAUAAAUGUG